Messenger RNA from Branchiostoma floridae (Florida lancelet), 1880 nucleotides. Its product is annotated as protein arginine N-methyltransferase 1-like. Gene Ontology annotation, molecular function: protein-arginine N-methyltransferase activity. Gene Ontology annotation, cellular component: nucleus. The record is from RefSeq and is a predicted model, not a curated record. The transcript has 10 exons. NCBI's taxonomy places the organism in Eukaryota, Metazoa, Chordata, Leptocardii, Amphioxiformes, Branchiostomatidae. Gene Ontology annotation, biological process: peptidyl-arginine methylation. The coding region runs from base 110 to 1153 and encodes 347 amino acids.
ACAUUUAUAUACCGUCUAUAUACCGUCUACACACUUCUUUCGUACGACAAGGCAAGUGGAGAGUUUUGCACAGUUUCUUCGCAUCCCGAAAGUACCAGACUACGUCAUCAUGGUGAAGGUUAACGGUAACGACGCCCUGACCAAUGGGAACCACGAGAAGAUUUUCAAAGAAGACGGAAUCAGUGCCUACGCUCGCCCGGAUCUUCAUCAAGGUCUGUUGGACGAUAAGGUUCGCACCGACUUCUACAAGAACACCAUCCUCAAGAACAAGGACCUGUUUGAGGGAAAAGUUGUCUUGGACAUCUCGUGUGGUCUGGGUAUGAUGUCAUUAUUUGCCGCUGAGGCUGGGGCGAGGAAAGUCAUUGGGGUUGAGCCAAGCGCGGUGGCGGACCAAGCAGUGGACAUCGUGAAAGAUAACGGACUCGAGAACGUGAUUACCAUAGUGAAGGGAAAACUGGAUGACUUAGAACUGGAGGAGAAAGUGGAUAUCAUCAUCAGUGAAAUCAUGGGCGUAGGUCUGAUCCACGAAACCGGCAUACGUUCGCUUCUCGAUGCAAGAAACAGGUUUCUGAAACCAGGUGGUCUCCUUCUUCCCGACAAGAACAACCUCUAUAUCUGCGGUGUGGAGGCUAAAAAGUUACAUGACAGACACAUCGGAUAUUGGAAUGACGUCUACGGGUUUGAUUUCUCGGAGAUGGGGACGCACGCCAAGUCCUACGCCUGGCACGUGCCUCUAAAGGAGAGACAGAUCGUCACCGAACCCGCGCUUCUUAAGGAAUAUGACUGGUCGACCUGUGCUGCUGGUGACCUCUUCUUCUCCACGCCCUUCACUCUCAUGUGCAAGAAGAACGACAAGAUCCACUCCCUUGCCAUCUACUUCGACAUUCAGUUCAACAACUCCGACAGGCUGUCCACGGGUCCAGAGGCUGCAUCCACUCACUGGGGACAGCUUGCCUUUCACCUGGAAGAAGUACUGGACGUUAAAGAAGGGGACACGAUUCAAGGGACCUUCUCAGUGAAGCCACACGGGGAGUGGGACUUGGAGUUCCAGCUGAAGAUUGACUACAAGGAGACGUCCCUGACCAAGGCGUACUAUCACUACUGCCCGGUGUCUCCCAACGGUUCACAUGUCAUGUACACCACUGACGAGUAGCUCCAACCGCCAAUCAAACGGUUCACAUCUCAUGUACACCACUGACGAGUAGCUCCGACCGCCAAUCAAACGGUUCACAUCUCAUGUACACCACUGACGAGUAGCUCCAACCGCCAAUCAAACGGUUCACAUCUCAUGUACACUACUGACGAGUAGCUCCAACCGCCAAUCAAACGGCAGAUUCUUCGAUAAAAUAAUAUGUAAUGAUAUGUGAUUCGCAAGGUGGCUGCAUUCAUUCAUCGGUAUAUGCAAUAAAUCGAUUAUAGCUGAACACCAAUCAGGUUUCUCUAUUUUUUAACAUAAGAGUUUGCAAUUGGUGGCACUGUACCGUAGCUUUACAAGAUUUAAGUAUCUACAUGUAAUGAAUUAUAACAUACUUGUCAGGAAGGCUACACUGUAUUAAGCAUACCGUUUACAUGUAUGCAAAGUAUCCAGAUUUCCAACAAACAAUGCCAACGAGUAUAAUAUCUAUUUCUCCAUCAAAGUUCACGUCGACAUCCAUUUAUGACCCUAUGACAACAUAACCUGGAAAACAAAACAAAAUAAAACAGUAAUUAUUUUUGACAUAAUUUAAAUCAGCAUGUCUCUUUAAUUCAUUUUCUAUUUCUACUAUCAGUUCACAGUGUGAUGUUAUUCCCUUCAUAGACACAUAAGAGCUGAACAUUACAAUACUGGCACUGUAACGCUGUAGCUAAAUUUAGAAUAAGUAAUCAAUAAACUCAUCAAG